UUUCGUCAUCGCUACGUUGAGCGUCCCUUCCCGCUCAGUACUUCCUCCAAUUUCACUGGUUUCGUGUCGUGCGAAGGAGUCGCACGUCAAUAAACGCUCUCGAGGUUAUUGCAAGCUAAACGUUCAGUAUGGUAGGGACAAGGGUCUAUGUCGGUGGGCUUCCAUACGGCACCAGGGAAAGAGACCUUGAGAGAUUUUUCAGAGGCUACGGUCGAUUCCGUGAUGUUCUCAUCAAGAAUGGUUAUGGCUUUGUUGAAUUCGAUGACUAUAGAGAUGCCGAUGACGCCGUCUAUGAACUAAACGGAAAGGAACUUUUAGGAGAAAGAAUUACUGUAGAGAGGGCUCGGGGGACACCUAGGGGUAGUGACCAGUGGCGCUAUGGUGACUCCCGUGGUGGUUAUGGGGACUCGAGGCGAUCUGCCCGAGACGAUAUGCGGCACGACAGAGAUAGUGUGAACAGAAACACGAGGACUGCAUCUAGCUACAAGCAAUCAUUGCCCAGAUAUGGACCACCCACACGCACCGAGUACCGCCUCACCGUGGAGAAUUUAUCAAGUCGUGUCAGUUGGCAGGAUUUGAAGGAUUACAUGAGACAAGCUGGAGAAGUGACAUAUGCUGAUGCUCAUAAGCAACGUAGAAACGAGGGAGUUGUAGAAUUCGCGACGUAUUCCGACUUGAAAAACGCUAUCGACAAAUUGGAUGAUACAGAAUUAAAUGGUCGCAGAAUUAGGCUCAUCGAAGAUAAGAGACGCGGCCGUCGUUCAAGAUCAUCUAGUUCAAGAUCACGCUCGCGAUCUCGUUCGCGAUCCCGUCGUCGAUCGCGCUCCCGCUCAAGGAGCCGCCGCAGCUCUCGCAGUCACAGUCGCCGUAGCAGCCGUUCCAAAUCUAGAGCACACUCGAAAUCCAAGUCCAAGUCUAAAUCCAAAUCCCCCGAGCGCAGUCGCUCACGCUCAAAGUCCAAAUCAAGAGACCGCUCAAAGUCGAAAUCUAAGUCAAAGUCCAAAUCCAGAUCUCGUUCUAGGUCCAAGGCUGAGAGGUCAAAGUCCAGGUCGCAGUCCAAAUCCAAAGCCAAGUCUCCCUCAAAGGAUAGAUCAAGCCGCGAGCGUUCCAGAGGAGACAGAUCCAGAUCUCGAUCGGGAAGCAAACACAGCAAGAGCCGAAGCCGCUCUCGCUCGCCCAUGAACGGUGACAAGUCACCGGAAAGCAAGAAAGCUGAUUGAUUAAACUAUAUAUUUUCAAUUAAACUAUUUUUUCUUUUUUUUGUACAUUGAAUCACAUUUGAAAACCGCCAAUAUCUUAUAUCUUACAAUUUUCGAUUAUUAAUUGUAACAAUAAAGUUUCACGUUAUAAACCUGUACACAUUGUAUCAAGACUCUAUCACACUUUGAUAUUUGGGAUAUCAAAUCAAACACAAUCGGCUUAACUAUUCACAUUAUUGUUGAUUCAUGGCAAAUUAUUAUUUAGGUUUUUUUAGCCAGCUAUGAUAUAUAUAUAUAUAUAUAUACUAGCCGUAUCUUGUGCUUUUUUUAUUAUUAUAAUUUCUCUUUUAUUAUUUUUAGUGGUUAAUUUAGAUUUAGCAAAAUACGCAUCAUCCAACUUGAGCAAUUCAUGCAUUUAGACAGAUAAGGAUUCUUUAUUCAUACCUCUGAUUCUACAUGUUUUUAUCAUGUUCUACAUAUAUCACCAUAUAUCAGUACGAAUUUUCUUAUAAUAACUGCUUUUUGUAUAUAUUACCAAAAGUUACAUUACAAUAUAAGAAGGUAUGUGAUGUGUAUUAAAUUUAGCGGUAAGAGGCAUCUUGAUUGUCAAUAAAAAUUCUUGUCAAUGCAGA
Formica exsecta is the source of this 1831-nucleotide messenger RNA. RefSeq names its product serine-arginine protein 55-like (gene B52). The record is from RefSeq and is a predicted model, not a curated record. The coding region runs from base 129 to 1220 and encodes 363 amino acids. Lineage: Eukaryota; Metazoa; Arthropoda; Insecta; Hymenoptera; Formicidae. Gene Ontology annotation, biological process: alternative mRNA splicing, via spliceosome; mRNA splice site recognition. Gene Ontology annotation, cellular component: cytoplasm; ribonucleoprotein complex; nucleus. Gene Ontology annotation, molecular function: mRNA binding. The transcript has 13 exons.